GAGGCUUUUUCUUGCUUUAUUUCCAAAGAAAGGGAAUGAGAAAGGAAAGGCCCGAACUGGAAUAAACUAAGAAAAAAAACUCAUCUUUUUCCUCUGUCGAACCGUAAAUCCGCAGCAGCAGCAAAGCGAAGCAACCUCAUCCACCGGGUUUUUGUUGUUGUUCUGCCUCCUCCACCGGCCCAAGCAUUCAUUCAAUUUCCCCACGCUCACCACAGAUCAUCGCCUAAAUUUAACCUCCUAAUUAUAUUAAUCCUCACUCUCCCACGCUUUAUUAACAUUCUUAAUUACUAUGGGGAAGCGCAAGCGGGCCUCCUCUGAUCACACCCACCCCGAUCCUCCUCUUCACCUCUCCGGUGUGGUGCCUUUUUCCAAUCAAAUGGAUGUGCUGUCGGAAGAGGAUCAGAGUCUUGCUCGUCCAGUAUUCAUGAAGCGUUCACGUCAUCAGUAUAGUCAUCAAUAUUGUCGGCGAGGUUCAACCAGUCAAGCAAAUGCAUCCACCUCUCGUGAAAAUCGAGUCAGAACUGUACUUGAAGAGCGACCCGCCUUUAAAUUUGCUGCUCAUUGCAACUCAGAGUUCCCAAACCACAUAGAGAGCAUUGAGAAUACCUUUUGGGGGCCAGAGAGGAUAAGGUACAGUUCCUUAGGGAAGGAUGCAAUUUCAUCUCAUGGAGUGAGAAUGCUGUGUGGAAUUUGCCAAAAGCUGAUGAGACGAAAGCUUUGCUUUCUCGGCAACACGCUUUCUUCCAGUGAACUUCCUGUUGCUGCGGUUUUAGUUUGUGGCCAUGUCUAUCAUGCAGACUGUCUGGAGAUCAGGUCAAAGGUCGAAGACAGAAGCGAUCCACCUUGUCCCUUGUGCACGGAACCGUCCACCAAAAUCGACGACUCAAAAGGAGGACAGGCAUGAGUUGAGUUGUACAUAUAAUAUCACAUCACACCAACAAUAGGAGUUAGGCUUGGCUUUGACUUGAAUGGGCAGCUUAGAAGGUGGGAGUUUUUGCAUCCUCGACUAUUUUUCCAUGAACUAAUCUAUCACUAGCACUGUUUUUUUUUUCUUUUUUUUUUUUUGGGAUGGCUGUGAUUUAGAAACAGGAAAUGAUAGUCUUAAAUCACAACUGUACAGAAAAUAGUGAUAACCAGUCGAAAAAUAACGUGGAUUCGUCGUCCUCCAUAGAUUGCGGCUUGUGUAGAACUAGACUGACAAGUGCAAGUCCUUUGUUACCUUCUGGAUUUUUGUUAUCUAGCAGCAGAGGAUUUUAGUUGAGACAUCUUCCUGGGAUUAUGUAAUUCUCUAAAGUAAUGUUGAAAGAUACAUAUUUUAGCAA
Momordica charantia (bitter melon) is the source of this 1322-nucleotide messenger RNA. RefSeq lists its product as uncharacterized. NCBI's taxonomy places the organism in Eukaryota, Viridiplantae, Streptophyta, Magnoliopsida, Cucurbitales, Cucurbitaceae. The record is from RefSeq and is a predicted model, not a curated record.